AUGCAAGGCAAACUCGCAUGUUGCAAGGCAUUGUGGCUGAGCAUGAAGGUGCCGAAGGCAACACAAAGCUUGCAUGUCGCAAGGCAAUGUGGCCGAGCACGAUGGUGCCGGAGGCAACACAAAGCUCGCAUGUUGCAAGGCAUUGUGGCUAGGCACAGGGGUGCCGAAGGCAACACAAAGCUUGCGUGUCGCAAGGCAAUGUGGCUGAGCAUGAAGGUGCCGCAGGCAACACAAAGCUUGCAUGUCGCAAGGCAAUGUGGCCGAGCACGAUGGUGCCGGAGGCAACACAAAGCUCGCAUGUUGCAAGGCAUUGUGGCUAGGCACAGGGGUGCCGAAGGCAACACAAAGCUUGCGUGUCGCAAGGCAAUGUGGCUGAGCAUGAAGGUGCCGCAGGCAACACAAAGCUUGCAUGUCGCAAGGCAAUGUGGCCGGGCACGAUAG
Molecule: messenger RNA, 441 nt
Organism: Prunus armeniaca (apricot)
Lineage: Eukaryota; Viridiplantae; Streptophyta; Magnoliopsida; Rosales; Rosaceae
Source: the annotation of a GenBank genome assembly